Messenger RNA from Xylona heveae TC161, 2461 nucleotides. RefSeq lists its product as hypothetical. Gene Ontology annotation, molecular function: protein binding. Lineage: Eukaryota; Fungi; Ascomycota; Xylonomycetes; Xylonales; Xylonaceae. The transcript is spliced from 2 exons. The coding region runs from base 138 to 2297 and encodes 719 amino acids. The record is from RefSeq and is a predicted model, not a curated record.
CCUGCGCUUUGAUCACGUGACUGAAAAUCUACCGCGCGCUUGACUCUCCGAAAAAGUUCACCGCCCGUCGAAACGACCAUGGACUGCUGACCAGCACGUCUUGUGAAUAAUAUUGCCCCUGCUCGAAUUUGGCAGCAAUGGCUCCCUGUUCCGGCUGCUUAAGUCGAUAUCUACGAGCCAUAGUGUCUCUCCAGCCCCAACAGGCUCAACGUAUUGGUCAGCAGACCUUUCGACACCGAACACGAAUUCCUCAGUCUGCGUCGUUAUGGUCUCAGCGAUCAUAUGCCACUGCCGGUACCGCGACAGUAGAACGGACCGGGUCAAGAGCCAAUGACGGCGCUGGAUCUUCCAAAGCCGACGUCUCUCUACAAGCAAGCAGAUCAGUGCAGUUGGACCUACGUCCAGCGUGGAAACAACAAGGGAAGAGGGCGCCUACAAUUAGAGGAGCGCCAAGCCCCAGGGAACUACAACGGAGAAUCAGUUUUAUGAAAGACCCGCUAGUGCUCGCGGACUAUGUACGCAAAGCCAUAGAACGAGGCCAAUGGACGACUGCGGUGGAGACAGUCCGGCUUGCAAGCAAACAAAUGUCUUGCACCGUCAGCUGGAAUCAUCUUAUAAAUGAACAGUUCGUACGAGGGAGAGGGCAUGAAGCGUUUAGAAUAUACAAUGAGAUGAAAAAACGGGGACAAACCCCCGACAGCCACACCUACACCUUGCUCCUUCGAGGUUUUGCGGAUCUCGCUAUGCAUCCUUAUGCUGUCGGUCGUGCGCUUUCUAUAUACCACUCACUCUACGCGCCAAACUCACCCAUCAAGCCAUCUAUCAUACACACCAAUGCUGUACUCAAGGUGUGUGCGCGGGCCAACGAUAUGGACUCCCUAUGGGGAGUAGCGGCAAAGCUCCCGGAGCAAGGAAGAGGAGCACCCGAUAACAUGACGUGGACCACCAUUUUGAAUGCCGUCCGUCAAAGCGCAAUCAAGGACGCGAUCCCUGGAGAGCCCGAAGAAACGGGUAGCCGUCGGCGCGAAAAGGCCAUUCUUGAAGGCAAGAAAAUGUGGGAAGACAUUGUGUCGAAUUGGCGCCAGGGAAACCUACGCGUCGAUGAAGAGCUCGUAGGCGCCAUGGGCAGACUUUUGCUCAUAGGCAGCCGGCCAAAGGACUGGGACAGUGUUCUUUCUCUGAUCGAACAGACAAUGGACAUUCCGCGAUUAGCUCCACGACUAGGAACCAGCGCGAGACCAAGUAUUCCCGUGGCAGUGGCGCGCUCUCCCGCCACAGAAACCUCUGAGAACGAAGCAGCACAACAACAGAAUGAAGAAGAAGAAUCUAUCGGCCCCAACGGCACUUUUGCUCCACCCGACGCCAAAACGGCACUCAGUCGCGCUGGUCGCGCUGGUACCUCCGGCCGCAACCAAGCCGUGCCUUUGAGCUUCGCCAAACCCACCAGCCCUACUCUCUCACUUCUCCUCCAAGCAUGCAUCAAAAUGCGAGCCAAACAACUGGCCUCUCACUACUGGGACUUACUCACCGACCCUACCGGCUACGGCAUCCAGCCCGACGCAGAGAAUAUCCACAACUACCUGCGCAUCAUGCGGCUCAGCCGAUCCAGCCGCGACGCCGUCGCCCUCGUGGACCGGUACAUGAUUGGCCGGACCGCCAAAGUCCAACCGACCCGCAAAACGUUCCGCAUCGCCAUGAGCGCGUGCGCUCGUGACAAGAUCAACCCGCGUGCCUUGGACCAUGCCUCGGAAUUGCUCUUGCAGAUGCUCACUACGAUUGAAGAACCCGAUAUCCGCACACUCAUUAGCUACGUCGACCUCGCCAAUGAGUCUGCCGCCUCCAAGGACGGCCAGGUCGUGCUCAAUACCCUGUCCAACUUGAACCCGGCCAUUGUCAAUAUUCGCAGUUUCCUUGCAUAUGGUGGCCACGUUGCCAGACAGGAACUGCAAGCUUCAACCAAGGGACCCAGAUCUUCUUCUUCCUCUUCUUUUUCUUCUUCGACUUCGUUGUCGACGUCGUCGCCACUCGCCCAACAAGUUGAUAAACAGACUAAAGAAGACGCGCUCGAACUCGUCAGGAAACUCAUCAGUAGCUACGAUCGUCUGCUCAAUAACGGCAUGGUCCCCCGCGAAAAAUACGGCGACUUGCACAAGGAGCGCAGCAAGCUCGCUGCCUUCCACACGCGGUAUGGUAACCACCCUGGCCAGGCGAGCUGGCGGAAGAAGAAGGAGGAGAAGCAAAAACUGAGAGAUCAGAAGCGAGGCGCAAAGGCGCGGGUUCAAAAGGAGGAAGAAUAAGUCUGCGGAUUUGUUUCGUUGUCUGAGUAUCAUCUUGCAUUUCACGUGUCUCAGAGUAUAUCUUGCAUUCUACCUAUAUAUAUCAAGACAAAUGCGCCGUGAGAUGGAAUAUGGAACAUGGAACAUGGAAGAAAGUUAAAACGUUGCCUUGAGGGAAGUGGUUA